UACUCCCUGUUGAGAAACCUGGCGUUCCCUGAGGCUCCAGCCAAACUACCAUACGAGUCCCUGAAAUUGCUGCUGCUCAACCAUCUACUGCCCACUGAAUUCCAAGCGCAUGAAAGAGCCGAAUUCAACAACAUGAUUCGGGCCGAUGAUUUUCCCUGCCGUGAAUUCAUCCUGCAGCUGAACAAACAAGCAUCACGCUGCAAUUAUGGUGAUCGCCUGGAAGAACAAAUGUGUGACCACCUGGUGGCAGGCAUCAGUAGUCUGAUUCUUCAACGAAAGUUGCUGGAGAAGAAAAAUUUAACUUUUGCCGAUGGCCGCAAGAUCUGUGAGCAACACGAGUACCUAAUGAAAGCCACUUCCAGUGUAUCAGUCACAUUGUUCCAACGGCAGAAGACACGACCAAACCGACCACCAAUGACCAAGUGUGUACCGAAGCUGCAGCAAGACUCUUCAGGUAACAAGAAACGUAUCCAUCCUUGUUUGUCAUGUGGAGCUUACCAUUUGCGCUCCAAUUGCCGCUGCCGAAAUGUCAAGUGUCAUGCAUGCGGAAAAACUAGCCACAUUCAGAGAGUGCGCAAACAGCCCCUUUACAAUCUUAAAAACCGACUGCUGCGAAUGACACAAAUCUGGUGCUCUCUCUACGAUCCGGAAGAAAACGCACCCAAUUCCUAUACACAGAUGUGA
Messenger RNA from Echinostoma caproni, 684 nucleotides. The record is from the annotation of a GenBank genome assembly. NCBI's taxonomy places the organism in Eukaryota, Metazoa, Platyhelminthes, Trematoda, Plagiorchiida, Echinostomatidae.